Molecule: messenger RNA, 4233 nt
Organism: Nyctereutes procyonoides (raccoon dog)
Lineage: Eukaryota; Metazoa; Chordata; Mammalia; Carnivora; Canidae
Gene: ZNF774
Product: zinc finger protein 774
Exons: 4
Coding region: 230-1681 (483 amino acids)
Source: RefSeq, a predicted model, not a curated record
GGAUCCCUCCCCUCAACUCUGGAGAAGUGGUUCCAGCGGUAGGGAGAAUUAGGUUUAGUGCUUGCCACCGCUCCGACCUGGGUAUCCCGGGACUCCCGAGUCCACCGAGGUCUUGUUCGAGACUACAUUUCCCAGAAAGCCGCGCGGUGAUUGAAAGUUCUAUCAGCCUAUGGACGGACAAGGCUUCUGGUCGCGGAAAACGAGGAGCCAAUGGAACUGAUGACUCUCAAUGAUGUGGCUGGGGACUUCAGGGAAGAGUGGGUUACCUGGACACCGCUUAGAGAAUUCUCUUCAAGGAUACCACCCAACACAGUUAGAAGAAUGGGCUCUCAGAGGGAUUUCCAGGCCAAGUGUAGUCUCCCAGCUGGAGCAGAAAGAAGACCCAUGGGUGCUACCACUCCAAAAUUUUGAGGCAAGGAAGAUCCUAAGAGAAACGCACACAGACUUUGAGAAUCAGGUGACAAAACUCAAUCAGGACAUUUCAGAAAUAGCAGAACAAUGUGGAACAUCGUCUGAAAGGGCCAAUGAAGAUAUUUCUGACACUCCUGGAUGGGGAGGGAACUGGGAGAGGGAUCUUGAAAUAGAAGGGCAACAUGGAACCCUCUCCUGGAAGGAGAAGAAACCCCUUCCACAGGAGAAGGAUUUAAAUAAGCUACUGGAUGGAUAUGUAGAAAAGAAGCCUGUGUGUGCAGAAUGUGGAAAAAGCUUUAACCAGAGCUCCUAUCUCAUAAGACACCUAAGAACCCAUACUGGUGAGAGGCCUUAUAAAUGCAUUGAGUGUGGGAAAGGCUUCAAACAGAGUUCAGACCUUGUUACCCAUCGCAGAACACACACAGGAGAGAAACCCUACCAGUGCAGCGGGUGUGAGAAAAAAUUCAGCGAUAGCUCUACGCUCAUCAAACAUCAGAGAACCCACACAGGUGAGAGACCCUAUGAGUGCCCAGAGUGUGGGAAGACUUUUGGGCGGAAGCCACACCUCAUAAUGCACCAAAGAACCCACACAGGAGAGAAGCCCUACACGUGUCUCGAAUGCCAUAAAAGCUUUAGUCGAAGCUCAAAUUUCAUCACCCAUCAGAGGACCCACACAGGAGUGAAGCCUUACAGGUGUAAUGACUGUGGGGAGAGUUUUAGCCAGAGUUCAGACUUGGUUAAGCACCAACGAACCCACACAGGAGAAAGGCCCUUUAAGUGCCCAGAGUGUGGGAAGGGCUUUAGAGAUAGUUCUCACUUUGUGGCACACAUGAGUACUCACUCAGGAGAAAGGCCUUUCAGCUGUCCUUACUGCCACAAAAGUUUCAGUCAGAGCUCACAUCUGGUCACACACCAGAGGACACACACAGGUGAGAGGCCAUUUAAGUGUGACAACUGUGGGAAGGGAUUUGCCGACAGCUCUGCCCUCAUAAAACACCAACGGAUCCACACAGGGGAAAGGCCCUACAAAUGUGGUGAAUGUGGAAAGAGCUUCAACCAGAGCUCCCACUUCAUCACCCAUCAACGAAUCCACUUAGGAGACAGGCCCUAUCGCUGUCCCGAGUGUGGCAAAACCUUCAAUCAGCGUUCCCAUUUUCUCACACACCAGAGAACGCAUACAGGAGAAAAACCUUUCCACUGUAGUAGAUGUGACAAGAGCUUCCGUCAGAAAGCACAUCUCUUAUGCCAUCAAAAUACCCAUUUGAUCUAGGAAAUGGUUUGUAGUGGUUCUUCUGCCCCUUUCCAGAUUUUCAUUUCUGUUGUCUCCAGGUGCUACAUAUAGAGAAAGGCUAAAUGUGGGUGUCAGUGGCUCAAGUUAGGCCCUGGUCUGCCCUCUGUCUUUUUCCUACACUUUAAUGACAAAGAUAAACGCAUAGGCUACAAAUAAUGUUCUGAACACAAAAGGCAUUCCUUCAGUGUUUUUAACUGACCUUAGGGAAAUGUAAGCUUGAUGGUUGGUGCUUGAUUACUAAAAGAGGAGUGAGAUACAUUAUCACUAUUAAUGAUAAGUAUUUGAGAUGUUUUUAAAGAUUUUGUUUAUUUAUUCAUGAGAGACACACAGAGAGAGGCAGAGACACAGGCAGAGGGAGAAGCAGGCUCCUCCUGGGGAGCCAGAUGUGGGACUCGAUCCCAGGACCCUAGGAUCGUGACCUGAGCCAAAGGCAGACACUCAACCACCUAGGUGUCCCUAAUAUUUGAGAUCUUAUUAUAAGCCCUUACAGCUGUAUAAGCCUGACUCUUAAAAAGACUCCCAAUACGUUUUUUUUUCACUCUUAUGACUCCAUAAGGAAUUCCUUAGUGCAGCCCCAUAAGCCCAGAACUUGCAAGAAAUUAGAUUGCAACUAAAGGAUUUGGGGUGUGAACACAAAGAUUUAAUAAAACCAGAAAACACUCUCUGUAUCCAAUGCCAUGCAGACAUUAGUCCCCAGAUGUCUCAGUGCCAUGACUAGGCAGAAUUCUCGUAGAGGAUGUUUGUGGUCUUAUGACUUCAAAGCUGAGAGAAUUUCCGAAGCCCUUUGUACAGCAGCAGUGUAUAAAGUGCUCCCACUGGAGAUUUGCUGCCACCUGAGGCAGAGAAAAUAACCUGCGACAAACAAGACCAAGGGACCUGGAAGAGGACUGUAAAAAUAUGGGAUCAAAAUUGCUGGAAUGUUAAAUAUUUCAGGGGUCCUUCCUGGCAUCUAGGUGAAGGAAACAAAACUCCUGUUUUCUAAUUGCCUGGGCCAUGGGCUCUUUAGUCUUAAGUUAAUGGAACUCUCUGAUUUUUUUUUUUUGUCGAAUCCAUUUUAUGCACUAGUACAUUCCUAUAUUUAACUGAAAUAAAUUGAGGGAAGGCUGUGUGUCGGAAAGAACACUGACUUCAUUGAGAGGGUGAGGUGUUUGAGUACUGGCCCCGACGUUUAAUUUGGCCAGACUUUACCUUCUCUCAGCCUCUACCUUACUACCUACCUCACAAGGCUCUUGUGAGGAUCUAAUGCGUGCACACACGCAAACACUUUGUUGUUAAAUUAUAAAAUAAUAAUGUCUCUAAAGUUCAGUAUUGUUGGAAAUGUCUUUCCUCCAGGGAACUCUGGCUAAUAUUUCUCCAGGUGUCCCAUGUUUCUCUCAUAAUAACAGAUUUCUUUCUUUAUCUGUUGAAAACCUAAGACCUGCAAUCACUAAACAACUCAUUGUGGGUCACAUAGGCAAUGGAGGAGCCAAAAUGUGGCUGCAAGUGUCCAACAGCACAGAAAGGACAAGCACUGAGAUUUACUAGAGUAUCUCUGAGACACCCCACGUAGGACUGGAUGCCCUGUAUUAUAUGCAUCAAACCAUCUUGAAUUUGGAGAUGAUGGAGGCAAUGUGGCCUAAGUUCCAGAGAGCCCCACAGGAUUCUGUGUUGGGGAGUAGAAGGGAAAGAGUAGACAGGUGGUUAAGGAGGGAGCUGGGUGUUUCACCACCCGGAAAGAAAAGUGGUGAGCUGAAGGUAUUCCUCUUUCCAGCCUUCCUAUGGCAAUGCAGACCAAAUUAUCAUCAUUUUUUAAGAUUUUAUUUAUUUAUUCAUGAGAGACACAGAGUGGCAGAGACACAGGCAGAGGGAGAAGCAAGCUCCCAGCAGGGAGCCAAAUACUGGACUCCAUUGCAGGACCCCAGGAUCACGACCUGAGCCAAAGGCAGAUGCUUAACCACUGAGCCACCCAGGUGCCUUGCAGUCCAAAUUAUUGUGAGCCUUGAAACAAGAGUUCCUUGUCUUCCAUUAUAUGCGAUGUGGUCAGAGUGCUGUAACUCAGGGGGAUAGAACUCAGCCAAUAACCUAAGCUCUUUCUUUGAAAGAGUAAUUAGAUUUUAAAAAAUCUGGUUAAUCCAGUGCACCGGUUCUCAAAAUGUGAGCCCAGACCAGUAGCAUUAGUGUCACCUGGGAACUUGCUAGAAAUGCACAUUUUAAGUUCCCACCCCAGAGCUGCUGAAUCAGAAACUCUAGGGGUGGGGCUCAGCAAUGUGUGUUUUAAUAAGCCCUCCAGGCGAUGGUGAUGCACGCCUGAGUUUGAGAACCACUGCAUUAAAAGGUGUCUUUUCCAUUAAAACACAGCCACGAUACUAUUAUUACUGUUGAAAAAAAAAAUGAACAGCAUCAUCAGAUAUUUCAGUCAAUGUUCACGUGUCCCUAAUUAUCUUGUUUUUUGCUUUCAUCACUGUUUUUUAGUUUGUUUGGAUCAAAAUUUAAAUAAGGUCUCCAAAUCAAUUGGUUGGUAUGUUCCUUACAAGUCUUGAGCUGAAGUUCUC